Rotaria sordida is the source of this 939-nucleotide messenger RNA. Lineage: Eukaryota; Metazoa; Rotifera; Eurotatoria; Philodinida; Philodinidae. The record is from the annotation of a GenBank genome assembly.
AUGACAAUUCAUUUUUCUUUAUUCAUUGUAGUUAUUCCCAAUAUUCCAAUCAAUGCUCGAUGGUCACAAAAUGGAAAGACCAUUGCUGGAGGGAAUGGAAAAGGCAAUGCCACUAAUCAACUCGACCGCCCCAUGGGUCUCUUUGUUGAUGAUGAUCAAACGAUGAUCAUUGCUGACGCCAACAAUCAUCGCAUCGUCCAAUGGAAGAUGGGUGAUAAGAAAGGGCAAGUUAUAGCUGGUGGCAAUGGCAAAGGAAAUCGAUUAAAUCAAUUGGAUUACCCGACUGAUGUGCUAAUCGAUAAAGAGACUGAUAGUCUCAUUAUCUGCUACGAAGGACGAGUCGUACGAUGGUCUCGUCGUAGUGGCACAACUCAAGGAGAAAUUCUCAUUGACAACAUCGAUUGCCGGGGAUUGUUCAUGGAUGAUCAGAGAUAUUUCUACGUCUCUGACACGGAAAAACAUGAAGUAAAACGAUAUCAAAUAGGAGACGAGAAUGGAAUUCUUGUGGCUGGUGGAAAUGGCCAAGGUGCAGAUCUUAAUCAACUCAACUAUCCAACCUACAUCUUUGUUGAUCAACAACAGACUGUCUACGUGUUAGACGAGAAUAAUCAUCGUGUAAUGAAAUGGAAUAAAGAUGCAAAAGAAGGCAUUGUUGUUGCUGGGGAUCAAGGUGAUGGGGAUAGUCUAACACAAUUGUCGUAUCCUAGCGCACUCUUCGUCGAUACAUUGGGUACCAUCUAUGUGGCAGAUUCGUUGAAUCAUCGAGUGAUGCGUUGGCCUAAAGGAGCAAUAGAGGGUACUGUCAUUGUGGGUGGAAAUGGUGGAGGAACAAGAGCAAAUCAGUUCCAUUUACUCGGUGGUUUGUCUUUCGAUCGAUAUGGCAAUCUCUAUGUCGUCGAUUUGAAUAAUCAUCGUGUUCAAUGUUUUUCAAUUCAAUAA